AUGGCUGUACGAGCACAGUUCGAAAACUCCAAUGAAGUGGGCGUCUUCGCCAACCUCACCAACAGUUACUGUCUUGUCGCCGUCGGGGCCUCUGAGAACUUCUACUCCAUCUUCGAGUCCGAACUCGCUGAUCUCAUCCCCAUCGCCCACUGCACCAUCGCCGGCACCCGCAUCGUUGGCCGCUUGACUUCAGGCAACAAGAAUGGUCUCCUAGUCCCUACGUCCACCACCGACCAGGAAUUACAACACAUCCGCAAUACUCUGCCAGAUAGCGUCAAGGUCGAAAGGAUAGAGGAGAGAUUAUCGGCGCUGGGCAAUGUCGUGUGUUGCAAUGACCACGUCGCCCUCGUCCAUCCGGACCUCGAACGAGAAACCGAAGAAAUCAUCGCAGACACCCUGGGCGUCGAAGUCUUCCGCCAAACCAUUGCCGGCAACGUGUUGACCGGGUCCUACAUGUCCCUCUCGAACCAAGGCGGCAUCGUCCACCCGAAAACAAGUAUUCAAGAUCAAGACGAGCUGAGUUCGUUACUACAAGUGCCGCUUGUUGCGGGUAGUGUCAACCGAGGCAGCCCUGUCGUUGGUGCUGGCAUGGUUGUCAACGACUGGCUGGCCGUGACGGGUAUGGACACCACGGCUACAGAACUGAGCGUCAUCGAGAGUGUCUUCAGACUGGGCGAAGGCGGUCCCGGUGGACUGGAUGCCAGGAUGAAGGCCAACAAGGAGAGCAUUGUCGAGAGCUUCUAUUGA
Molecule: messenger RNA, 747 nt
Organism: Fonsecaea nubica
Lineage: Eukaryota; Fungi; Ascomycota; Eurotiomycetes; Chaetothyriales; Herpotrichiellaceae
Product: eukaryotic translation initiation factor 6
Exons: 3
Coding region: 1-747 (248 amino acids)
Biological process (GO): maturation of LSU-rRNA; assembly of large subunit precursor of preribosome; cytosolic ribosome assembly
Cellular component (GO): nucleolus; preribosome, large subunit precursor; cytosol
Molecular function (GO): ribosomal large subunit binding
Source: RefSeq, a predicted model, not a curated record